Tetrahymena thermophila SB210 is the source of this 1593-nucleotide messenger RNA. RefSeq names its product kinase domain protein. Gene Ontology annotation, biological process: protein phosphorylation. The transcript is spliced from 9 exons. Lineage: Eukaryota; Ciliophora; Oligohymenophorea; Hymenostomatida; Tetrahymenidae. Gene Ontology annotation, molecular function: ATP binding; protein kinase activity. The record is from RefSeq and is a predicted model, not a curated record.
AUGGGGCAAGUAUAAAACACUGAGCUUAAAAUAGAGACACCUGUAGAAAAAUUUGAAGAAAUUUGUAAGGACUACUUCUAAAAGCAUAAGAAGAAUAUGAUAUUUAGUUAAGAUGAUUUAAUAUCGAUUUACAAUGAGCUUAAAUCGUAGGGGAUAUACUUAACAUCCUACAUUUCACAAGGUAGUUUUGGAUGUGUUUUUGAGGCUAAGUAGAAUAAAGAAAUUGUAGCUGUCAAAUGUAGCAAAGUUGACUUAGAAAAAAUCAAAGAAGAAGAAAAAAUACUGAAAUUAUUAAAGGAAGCUCCUUAUGCUUUUAAACCUAUCAAAGAGUGUAUAAAUGAAUAAAACUCGAGAUACUAUCAGUUUUCUAAAAGAUAUUAAUGCAGUCUUAAAGAUAUUAUGAAAAGCUUCUUUGAUUAGAAAAAAACUUUAUCACUCAACUAAAUAAUUGGUCUUGCUAUUCAGAUGUCAUCAGUGUUUGAAAUAAUUUAAUAAAAUAAUUUGAUUCAUUCUGAUGUUAAACCAGACAAUAUCCUUUACGAUAGCUAAGAAAAAUGUUUUAAUCUAUGUGAUUACGGAGAAUCUAAAUCAUUUAAAGAUGGAUCAAAAACUUAUGAUCUCAAAGGACAUACACCAAAGUAUGCAGCUCCAGAAAUCACAGAUACAAAAAAUGGUUCCUUCAAUAUCAAAUAUGAUAUUUAUGGUUUAGGAGUAAUUCUUCUUGAAUUAACCCUUGGAAAGUUUCUCGAGUAUAAAGAUUGUAAAUCUAUCAGAAAUGGAGAACUAUAAAAAUAUAUAAGCAAAAAUGUUUUAUAUUAAGAUAUUAACUAUAUCAUAGUUAAAAUGCUUGAUUAAAUAUCUUAGAAUAGAAUCGAUUCAUUUGAGCUAACUAAACAAUUAAAUGAAUUAAGACUAAAACUAGAAAAUUAGUUCAUUUGUGCAGUAGAGAACAAAUUGGAUUUUACUGAAUCUAAUUUGAUGAUUGCAAAAUUCAGACAAUCUUUUGUUAAAUUUAACUAUACAUGCAAACAAAGUGAAGUCAGAUUAGAUGAGUAUAAAUUUAAGGAUUACAGAAAUCUCUCUAAAAUAAAAGAAUGUAUAGCAAAGAGGAUUGUUCAUCACUUAGAUCUUGAUUUCGAGGAAAAUGAGCUUGGUGCAGAUGGAGCUAAGAACAUUGGAAUGAGCUUGGAGAAGUGCCAAAACAUAACAUCUUUGAAUCUGGAUCUCUAGUAUAAUAAGCUUGGUGCAGAUGGAGCUAAGAACAUUGGAAUGAGCUUGGAGAAGUGCCAAAAUAUAACAUCUUUGAAUCUCAAUCUAGCGGGUAAUGGCCUUGGUGCAGAUGGAGCUAAGAACAUUGGAAUGAGCUUGGAGAAGUGCCAAAAUAUAACAUCUUUGAAUCUCAUUCUAUGGUAUAAUUAGGUUGAUGCAGAUGGAGCUAAGAACAUUGGAAUGAGCUUGGAGAAGUGCCAAAAUAUAACAUCUUUGAAUCUCAAUCUAUGGUAAUUUAACUAACUAUCAAUUUAUUUAGUUUGUUUUAAUUAAUACAUUUGUGAAAUUGAAACUUAAAACAAAUGGGUUUGGAGAAUUAAUUGA